CAACCAGCUUAUCUAACUUUGUAUAGUCCUUAAAAGCCAAGCGAAACGAAGAUGAGUUAGAAGAGGCCAGGUCGCAAGUACCAAGCUUCCAACAAGAACUCGCUGAGCACAAAGCCAGACUAGACAGUCUCCAGCAACGUGCCGAGAAGGCAGAAGCAGCUUUAGUAGAAGCCAAAGCUUCAUUCGAGCAAGAGAAAUUAGCCUGGAAAGCAGAGAUGCAAAACCGCGUAGAGGAAGAAAAGCAAAAAUGGCACGAGGAUAUCCCCAGCACACCGUCUUAUGGAUACAAUCGAGCAGAGUCGCCAGUAGCAUCUUCUCGGAGAGGUCUGACUACCGAAUUUCUUGGGUUGCAAAACUUGCAAAUUCGACGAGCUUCAGCGAGAUCUAUCAACAACGACGUCCCAACUCCUACGACUGCAGGAUUCCUCAACCGCAGGCCUUCUGCUCAACCACUAGGUCGGUCGUCUGGCAAUGGUACCCCUACUAGACAAGAGUCGAUGCAAUCUCUAAAGACAAAUGGGGAGAACUCUGAUGCGAUUUCGAUGCAUACAGACCAUGAUGACUUCUUCACCGACAACGUUUCUCCCUCGUCACCACACCAGACUAUCAACGACAUGAUUUCAGUCUCCACAGCUGGCGCGGGUCCCUCUGUCCAGCUCGUCGAAAGAAUGAGCUCCGCGGUCCGUCGCUUAGAAAGCGAAAAAGUCGCAACAAAGGAAGACUUAGCUAGACUUUCUGCUCAGCGCGACGAAGCGCGAGCUGAGAUCGUCUCAUUGAUGAGAGAAGUGGAAACAAAGAGAGCAGCAGACACUAGAGUUGCUGAAUUAGAAGCAGAAGUCAAGGAUCUUAACCAGAGAUACGAAACUACGUUGGAGAUGUUAGGCGAGAAGAGCGAGAUGGUUGAUGAGUUGAAGAGCGACAUUGACGAUAUCAAGGCGAUGUAUAGGGAAUUGGUGGAGAGGACCGUGAAGUGAGGUCUAGCGGUAGCACAGCAUAACAUUUCAUCUGAAAGAGCUCAAAUUUGAGUUUCUUCUUCUGGGGAAGCAUGACUACUGGCACAUUUGGAGCAAGUCCAGAUGAUCAGAUCAGAAGGAAGCAUGUUUGGGGGAUCUUCAUAAUGAGUAUUACUGCA
Messenger RNA from Mollisia scopiformis, 1132 nucleotides. RefSeq lists its product as uncharacterized. The coding region runs from base 216 to 974 and encodes 252 amino acids. Lineage: Eukaryota; Fungi; Ascomycota; Leotiomycetes; Helotiales; Mollisiaceae. The record is from RefSeq and is a predicted model, not a curated record. Gene Ontology annotation, cellular component: Golgi apparatus; endoplasmic reticulum. The transcript has a single exon.